AUGAGAAAGAAAGGUCACCGAGAGAGGGAGAAGUUGCUGGCAGAAUUUAAGAGCUCCUAUUUGAUAUCCUUUGGUGAGUACAGAGAAAGAGGAAUUAAGGCAAAUAACCUUGAAGAAUUGAACAAGAUAAUUCAUGCUGUCGUCUGUGCUGAUCUCACAGUGAAGAAAUCUGAUAAGGAACCACCCCAGGACACUAUAAACGUUUAUGGAUGUAAACCUCACCAGAUGCAUAUGGGACAUGAAAGACUCUUGUUCAACUUAAAGAAGCUCACAUAUGAAGAAAGGAAGAACCAGUUAAUUGAAGGAUUGACUAAACUUGGACAGUGGCAUAAAUUUUCAAAGGUACAUAGCCUAAAUUUUUCUCCUUAAUUUUGUCUUUAUUUUUUAUGAAGUAUGGAAGAAUGUGA
This is a messenger RNA of Ziziphus jujuba (common jujube), 407 nucleotides long. RefSeq names its product large ribosomal subunit protein uL18-like. The transcript has 4 exons. The coding region runs from base 1 to 369 and encodes 122 amino acids. The record is from RefSeq and is a predicted model, not a curated record. Lineage: Eukaryota; Viridiplantae; Streptophyta; Magnoliopsida; Rosales; Rhamnaceae.